Molecule: messenger RNA, 3163 nt
Organism: Acanthisitta chloris (rifleman)
Lineage: Eukaryota; Metazoa; Chordata; Aves; Passeriformes; Acanthisittidae
Gene: MMRN2
Product: multimerin 2
Exons: 7
Coding region: 1-3048 (1015 amino acids)
Biological process (GO): negative regulation of cell migration involved in sprouting angiogenesis; negative regulation of vascular endothelial growth factor receptor signaling pathway
Molecular function (GO): protein binding
Source: RefSeq, a predicted model, not a curated record
AUGCUAGUGAAGCUUUUGCUUGUCUGUAAUACAAUAGGAUUGGCAAACCUAGUUGAACACUCAGCCCAUCAUCGGCAUCAUGAUGGUCCAGUGCACAGCUCAAAGCAACGAAUUUAUGACACCUCUGCCUACCCUCAGAGGACUCCUCUAUCACACAAGGAAGAAGGUUAUUGGGAGGCAGAAGGGCUCAAGGAGGAUAAUCAAGAUUACCCUUCAAGUGUGAUCUACUCACACCAGGAAGAGAGAGGGGAUUUUGAAGCUGUGAGCCCACAGUCCCGAAAUGGGAACUGGUGUUCCUUCAUGCAGUCCAGGCUGGUAACAUACAUAGAAGCCUGCAUGAAGGAAAAGUACAUUGUCAACUCCCAACAGCCCUGUCUAAAUGGAAACCCAGACUGCCAGAAGAUCAUGUACAGGACAGCUCUGAAGCCAGUCUACCAAGUGAAACAGAAGGUUUUGAAGUCUUUGCAGUGGAAAUGCUGCCCUGGAUUUAUUGGCAAGGACUGUGAACAGCGUGAUCCUAAUUUUGUUCUGGUGCCAGGAACUGAAACUGAAGGACGAGAAGAAGAGUUCUCAAACCACAUGUCAACAUCAGUGGAUUCGAGAGAAAUGUUGGAAGUCAUUCAAAAUCAUGAGGCUUUACUGGAUGAUCUGCAAAGUGAUAUUCAUCAAGCAGUCAGCAACUUAGGUGACUUACAGAGACUAUUUGAAAACAACGGUACAAGCAUGGUGUUAGAAGGGAACCAGAGCAAUUCAGAUCUACAGGAAAGGCUUCUGCAGCAAGUUUUGUUUCCCACUGUGGAGAAUUUUCUAAAGAAACAUUUUAACCCCAUGUGGGCAAGCUUCAACAGAAGCUUACAGAACCUCUCCAACAUAGUAAGAAACCUCUCCCAUGACGUGGAAGCCAACAAGAAAAACAUAGAAAGAUUCCAGGAGAGCACCGUGCCCAAGAAGGAAUUCCAGGAGCUGGGAACUAAAUUUGAAUCAAAAGUCCAAGAAAAUGUUGUGAAAGUUGAUCAGGUGAAAAGAGAUAUAGAGAACCAGUUGCACAUGCAGCAGGCUAGUGUUCACUACAAUCUCAGCAUGAUCAAGGCAGAUACAGACACAAAGUUCAAGAAGUUUCAUAAGAUCCAGCAGUCCCAAUUCUUAGCUUUGAACAACAGCAUUGCUAACAUGAAACAAGAACAAAACAAUCUGGAAAAUCAACUGGAGACUUUGAAAAACAGUUUAUCAGAACUCUCUUCACAUAAUGGUCCCAAAGACGAAAAUAGCCAGUUAAGCAUCAGACAAAUAAAUGACAUUUUGUCAGGGCAUGGAAAGCAGCUUAAAGAACUUCACAUGGAGUCAGACGUGGCCUUUCAGAAUAUUGUAGUUUUAGAGAGGUGGUUUAAGGAGUUAAAGAAAAAUAUCUCAAAGUAUAGACCAGAAGAUGUUACAACAACUUUAAUGGAGAAAUCACUGAUUAUGGAAGAAAACAAUGCAGCAAUGGAAAGGCAGAUAUCAGAGCUCAACUACACUCUCUCAAACCUUCGGGAAAACUACUCAGACCUGUUGAGGUACAUGGAGGAAUGUAAUUGCCAGAGAAUAUCUUCUGACACUGAUAUACUGGAGGAAGAUUUAAAGAAUAUCACUUAUUCCCUUGAAGAUACCCAGUCAAAGGAUAUGAAGCACUUAGAGUCAGUUUUCAGAGAUCUCUUGAGGAAUGAAAUUGAAGAGCUCUCCUCAGCUCUUCCAUCUAUCCAUCAGUCUCUGAAUCUCCGUCAAGAAGAAAACAGACAGCUUCAGUCACAAGUUAAGGCUUUUUCACAGGACAUAGACUUCUUGAAGAAGAAAGAUGAAGAAAUUCAUCGACACAUCAAGUAUCUCAACAGUUCUUUCAUCUCUCUUUUGGAAGAUGCCAUGCGGCAUGAAACAGCACUGGAGGCUCUACUGGGAGAAGAAUUAAUGAAUGUCCUCUUUGAAGGUGAUUCUAGUAUCCUAAUAUCAUCAGUAUUUCAGCUGCAAGAAUCUCUCAGACAUACCUCAGAUAAACUCCAAGAGCAAAAUGUGACCUUAGAAUCUCUUAUAAGGAGAUUUCAUCUCUUGGAGAGAGGUCAACAGAAUAAUCACGAUGUUCGUACAUCUCCUAAGCACCCCAAAGAAGAAAUACAAACAUCCUCCACUCCAGAUGAAGUCAGUAGUCAACGCAGCAUCAUAGAACACAUGGAACCUAACUAUGAGGCUGCCAGAGAUGACUCCCUGGAUAGUUCAGCUUACAAUGAUAUCAUGACCCUGAAGAAUGAUAUCAAGCACCUGAGCCUGGAAAUCAAGAGGCAUGAAUCCAGAAGUGAUGUGAGUCUCUGCUGCAAUCAUACAAUAGCAAAUGUAAUUGAGCCACUCAACACUUCUGUGGGAAUUCUCUCUGCAGAUUUAGCAACCAUCAAGCAGAAUCUGAAGGAACAUCUGCUGAUUUUCAAAAAGCUAUUUGGAAGUAAUGAAGAAUUAGUUGCCUCAAAUAUAAGUCUGGAUGUUACAAAAAUUCAGUCGAUGAUGACCAGAAAAGUGAGAAGGCAACAGAAAGGUCAAGACAAGCAAAGAGACAAGAAAAGGCCUGAGAAGCACAGAGAACAUAUGCAAAUGAUAAGUGGAAGAAAUGCAGUGCAGACAGGACUUUUGGAAAAAGACUCAUUGGUGGCAUUCCAUGUGGGAGUCUCAGAAGGAAAGCAUAAAGACAAAACUGUGAGGUUUAAUGAAACUUACCUCAAUUAUGGAAACAGCUAUUUCCCUGAGCAUGGCCACUUUAAAGCACCACACAAAGGUGUCUACCUGUUUGUCAUCUCCGUGGAGUUUAGUUCAGGACCAGCACUGGGACAACUCUCCUUUAGCCGUGGGUACAAAAGAACUCUCUCGAGUAGUCAGAGGAAAACACCAAAUGGAAACACCAUGACUACUUUUGCUCUGGCAGAAAUGGAGAAGGGGGAGACAGUAUGCUUUGAAUUGCUGCAGGGUUCUGUAGUGAAACGAAGUCCACCUGGGACAACUAUGGGUGGAUUCCUAAUAUCUAAAACUUGAAUAGAGACAUUUGUGUUUUAUUGAUCUCUUUCCAUAGAUGCAAUGGAUCCAUUCACUAUUGCUUCAUCUGUGAUGUAUUCAGUCCUACUGCAUGUGUUUAAACAUAGCACUACCC